Messenger RNA from Polistes canadensis, 480 nucleotides. RefSeq names its product 40S ribosomal protein S25. NCBI's taxonomy places the organism in Eukaryota, Metazoa, Arthropoda, Insecta, Hymenoptera, Vespidae. Gene Ontology annotation, cellular component: cytosolic small ribosomal subunit. Bases 61 to 420 code for a protein of 119 amino acids. The record is from RefSeq and is a predicted model, not a curated record. The transcript has 3 exons. Gene Ontology annotation, molecular function: structural constituent of ribosome.
GGCACCACUGUAGCAUGGCUGUCGUCGUAUUUCCUCUUCCUUUCCCUACAGAUAGCAACCAUGCCUCCUAAAAAGGAUACRAAGGGUUCUUCAAAGCAACCACAGAAGACCCAAAAGAAAAAAGAAGGUGGGUCUGGUGGAAAAGCAAAGAAGAAGAAGUGGUCCAAAGGAAAAGUUAGAGAUAAAUUAAACAAUCAAGUGUUGUUCGAUAGAGGUACAUACGACAAAUUGUUAAAAGAAGUACCGCAAUACAAAUUGAUUACACCAUCCAUUGUAAGCGAAAGACUAAAAAUCCGAGGAUCUCUGGCAAGAAGAGCAUUAAUUGAACUACAACAAAAAGGUUUAAUCAAACAAGUAGUUCAACAUCAUGCACAACUUAUUUAUACAAGAACAACUAAGGGAGAUGAUCCAACGGCAUAGAAAUGUCAUUUGUAUGGUUGAUUAAUAAAUUAUGUAAAAUGAUAUUCCUUACAAAAUGAA